UACUGUGUGAAUAAUUUCGUGAUGUCUUCGUUUUUCUGGAUUCUUAAUGAGGAAUCUCGGUUGAUGAACAUAAACGUGCCAUUUUGUCGUUGAAGUUUAAUAGAUGGAUUCUGUAGCUUUGUUUCAUGCAAUUGGUUAUUUGAAUUUGGCUUUAUGUUUUUUCAUUUUUCAUUUUUUUCCAAAAGAAGAAAAACGAAGAACUUCUUCUGUCUGUUACUAACUUGAGAGGAAUGAACAUGAAUUCUUUGCGAGCUCUUGAAUAUGAGCUGGUUAAAUGUGCAGCUGUAGAAUUCAUUAUGGCAACUGCUGCUACUGCUUCCAUUUUCCCUGUUCCUUCACCCUCACCAGAUGCAGGUGCAGAUGGCAACAAACUUGUUGGUGGCUCUGUUAAACUUCAAGGGCUCAAAUCUAAACAUGCAUCUUCUGGUGGCUUGCAAGUUAAAGCUCAUGCCCAAGCUCCACCUAAGAUUAAUGGAAGCACAGUAGAAAGCUUGAAGCAUGAUGAUGAUUUGCCUUCCCCUCCCCCCAGGACUUUUAUUAACCAGUUACCUGAUUGGAGCAUGCUUCUUGCUGCUAUAACUACAAUUUUCUUGGCAGCAGAAAAGCAGUGGAUGAUGCUUGAUUGGAAACCAAGGCGAUCUGACAUGCUUAUUGAUCCCUUUGGAAUAGGAAGAAUUGUUCAAGAUGGUCUAGUGUUCCGUCAAAACUUUUCUAUUAGAUCAUAUGAAAUUGGUGCUGAUCGAACAGCAUCUAUAGAGACAGUAAUGAACCAUCUGCAGGAAACUGCACUUAAUCAUGUCAAGACUGCUGGACUUCUUGGUGAUGGCUUUGGUUCCACACCAGAAAUGUGCAAAAAGAACUUGAUAUGGGUAGUCACACGGAUGCAGGUUGUGGUUGAUCGUUAUCCUACAUGGGGUGAUGUUGUUCAAGUAGAUACUUGGGUAUCUGCAUCUGGGAAGAAUGGCAUGCGUCGUGAUUGGCUUCUGCGUGACUGCAAAACUGGUGAAAUAUUGACGAGAGCCUCCAGUGUUUGGGUCAUGAUGAAUAAACUAACAAGGAGGCUAUCUAAAAUUCCAGAAGAAGUCAGAGCGGAGAUAGCAUCUUAUUUUGUGAAUUCCGCUCCAAUUCUGGAAGAGGAUAACAGAAAACUGUCUAAACUUGAUGACAAUACCGCUGAUUACAUUCGCACGGGUCUUCAGCCUAGAUGGAAUGAUCUAGAUGUCAAUCAGCAUGUUAACAAUGUGAAGUACAUUGGCUGGAUUCUGGAGAGUGCUCCGCAGCCAAUCUUGGAGAGUCAUGAGCUGUCUGCAAUGACUUUGGAGUAUAGGAGGGAGUGUGGUAGGGACAGUGUGCUGCAGUCCCUCACUGCUGUGUCUGCUGCCGAUGUUGGCAAUCUUGCUCACAGGGGGCAACUCGAGUGCAAGCAUUUGCUUCGACUUGAAGAUGGUGCUGAAAUUGUGAGGGGUAGGACUGAGUGGAGGCCCAAACCUGUGAGCAACUUUGACAUUGUGAAUCAGGUUCCAGCCGAAAGCAUCUAAGAUUUCGGAAUGGUUAGUAGCCGGAGUUGCAUCGGUUUCUUUGCCGAGUUGUGGCCCCUGGAGAGUCUUGCUUGUGUUUGUCCGAUCUAGAUGUCUUUAUAUAUGCAUACCUUCUAAUUUGUGUUACUUUUGGUGGUAAGGUGGGGAAAGUAGAAGUAAAUCUCAUUCUCAUUGUAAUUAGCUCCUGCACUACCCCCUCUUCUCUCGAUCUCUUAUCUCUCUCCGCUCCAUAUCUCAUUACAUUAAUGGUUGGGCUACUGCUAGGCUGUCUUCAAUAUUUAAUUGCUUCAUCAAAAUGGCUAGGCAUGUAUAUUAUUAUUAUGAUUAUUCUUUUCUCUACCCCUUGUUGGAAAGAUGCAAUUUUUCUUGUGAACAGAAAGCACAAUUAUUGUUUGCAUGUAUAUCCUGUAGGCAAGAAUGAAAUUGCUCGUAUGAUGAAACUUUUA
Messenger RNA from Arachis ipaensis, 1984 nucleotides. Lineage: Eukaryota; Viridiplantae; Streptophyta; Magnoliopsida; Fabales; Fabaceae. The record is from RefSeq and is a predicted model, not a curated record.